Molecule: messenger RNA, 6031 nt
Organism: Umbelopsis ramanniana AG
Lineage: Eukaryota; Fungi; Mucoromycota; Umbelopsidomycetes; Umbelopsidales; Umbelopsidaceae
Exons: 12
Coding region: 24-5954 (1976 amino acids)
Biological process (GO): phosphatidylinositol phosphate biosynthetic process; phosphatidylinositol-mediated signaling
Cellular component (GO): cytoplasm; plasma membrane
Molecular function (GO): 1-phosphatidylinositol 4-kinase activity
Source: RefSeq, a predicted model, not a curated record
GUCUUCCAGUCGAAGUCAGAGUUAUGAACAGCCUGGACUUUGACUUGCACGCUCGCAUCUUGUCCAAGCUAGCCGAAACGCUAGCGGACUCCAGAGCAAAAACCACCAAUGACGAACUUGCAAGGUUAAAGCAGAAAUGCACUCCUCUCACCUCUGAUAAUCUCGACCAGACAUUGAGAAAACAGAAUGGCAAUUCAGCCAUUGUUGUUACAUACCGCGGUCAGCAGGGUAUCAAGAGUCUUGCCAAGUUUGCCUCUGCAGCUUCUCCAGAGAUACAGCGUGAAACUUUGCCAACCCUUAUCUCAUAUUUGCGCCAUCUACCGGCGUAUGAGUGGGAGCACAUUGUAAAAGCUAAGGGUCCCCUACCUCAAGAGUCGCUUACGUAUGUCCUUGUUCAGACACUUCUUGAAAUCGGAUACAAGCUUACCGAUGAAUAUGAGAGCAUCAAUGCCGCACUUUGGGAGUAUGCCGAAGUUCUACUCCGAGGUUUGGAAUCCAGAAAUGUCGAGUAUACCGUUGGCUUUCUGUUGCCUUCCCUCGCUGGUCUUUCCAAGGCUCUGCAGGAAUCACCAUACUUGUAUAGACAAAAUCAGCUCCUCCACAUCAUUCAAAACACUCAACCGCUUAUCCAAAACGAGACACUGGACCACGUUCGUUAUGCGAUUGAUACUUGUAUUUCUGAACGACAAUCGGAUGACUAUUGUCGGGAGAUUGCAAAGAAGUACUGGGAUGAUAAACAACCACUUAGCAACAAUCGUUUGAUUUAUGACUUGCUCGUCAUUUUGCGCAACGUGACAGGACGAAUGGUGACAGGCCAAGAGCCUACAAAGGGUCAGAAAGCUUUAAAUUUUACCGACACUUGUAAUAUCUUGGCCGAUAGUGCCUCAAAGAUCAUGCGACCCUCUUCAGCUGAUGCAUCCGAGAAGGACCAACAAUUGUCGAAGGCAAUGAGAGGCGUUUAUGUUAUGAGUUUGGGAUAUUAUGAGGAUGUGAAGGAGCUCGAUAACUCGACAUCAUCCGAGAUCAAAGCAUCAUCUUCUGAGGCUUAUAUGGCAGGAAUCAUGGCUUCUAGUCUGCAUGUGGCCGUUUUGGCUUCAGUUUACCUUCAUGAAGUCGAUGACAUCUUGAUGGACCAUAUCUCUGACUGUUUGUUCCAUCCAUCCGUGAUUACGACUCAGUCAGUCAUUGAGGCUGCUUUGGAUGUUGCUACUAUCCUCGCUGUCAACUUUAACCAUCUUACCGACCACGUUAUCACUUUGCUUUGUCGAUAUCUGACGGCUCCUAUCAAGGCUCGCGCUGCAGAUAUAACUUCUACCAUGAAUGCUGAUAUUCGUGAGCACACUAUUAAAGCAUUGGCUCGAUCCGUGAAGGCCAAGCCCGAGGGUGAGAUGACACAAACAGCAACCUCCACUUUGUAUGCUCUUUUGAACGAGAUUACGCGCAACAACAGAGAAUCCUACCCAGCUGCUAAUGGAGCUGCAUCAGGAGCCUCCUCUCUUUUCCCCAAUGGAGCAGCUUUGGAAGUAUCUGGAUUAACGGAUAGUGAGAGGGAGCAGAUUUGCGUCAGUGCGUUAUCUGGCAUCAUUGGUAUUGCCAAGCACCUUGAAGACGAUUCGAUUUCUGGACAGGCAUUUUCCAUGUUGAUUCUUCGCCGUAAAUCUCUCACUGAGAACACUGCGGCUGCUUUGAUUCAGCAAUUCCCUGGUCUGGCCGUAAGUAGUUCGCGCGGAGUCUUCAUGGAUAUCAUCAACUUGUUUGCCAGCCUCAAUACCGAACGUCGUGAGAGCAAGAUGAUUGCGGAUGCUGUAAUUGCUGCACAACUCGAUCUUGCUAGACGACUUCAUGAACGACCCGAGUUCUAUUCGCUGUACCUCACAAACUUGCUCGCCUUGUUUGUUGAGAAGGCUAACAGCAUUGAGCCAAUCUCCGCAAAGGAAAAGAAAGGGAUCAAACUUAGCCUUCCUACCGAGCUUGGUUCACUUCUUCCAGUCUUGGCAGCUCUUUUGGCACAUACCGAUUUCCGACCUCAUGAGACUCCUGUCGAGAACACAGUGGCUUUAUUCCGCAAUACUUGGUUCCAUCUUGUUCUCCACGGAUUCACAGACGAUGCCAUUUCUAUUCCAGAAUGGUACCGCUCGUUGAUUAUCAUUGCCUCCAAGACUCCAGUAUUGGUGAUGGAGAGUGCAACCAAUUAUUUGGAGAGUGACUUGGAGUACAACUCUGUACUUCGCAGCGGCCACAUAUCUGAUCGUGAUCUUUCCAAGAUGCGUCAAUCGCUCAUCAACUAUCUACCCAAGCGUAGUGCCGAAAUCAAGUCCUUUUCAUUCGCUCAAACUGUGUUUAUCCUCGCCGUUUAUCACAUUGAGCUCAUGCGUAACAAGAGUGGUGACUGCAGUUUCAUGCUGCGUUACUUCAUGAACCAGGGUGUCAAUAGUAGCUCCUUGGCCUCUUGCUUGGAGCAUGUUGUUGAAGUCGUGUCUGGCACCUUCAUUUCUGAAAAUUACACCAAGGCGGUUGUUUCUUGCAAUGAUGAUGCCGUCCGAGCGCAACUCCAUAUCUUACUCAAGCUCUGCUGCCACCGGCUUGCCAAGGUUCAUCAUUCCGCCAUCAAGAUUUCGGACCGUAUCGUUGCUGCUUUCCCUCAAAUCUUUACUGACAAGAGCCUCAUAUGUUUGUUGCUUGAGCUUGUGCAACUCUUGUGGUUGUCUUGCGAAGCAGAAUAUCGUGACGAGUACUGUCCCGUCUACAGGUUCACAUCCAUCAAGGCUGAUGUCACUAUCACUCUUGGCGAUUCGCAUUCGUACCGAAGAGACAUCUGUACGCGAUUCACGGAUUUCGGCAGAAAAUGGCUUCGUAUGGCGGUUGAGAGAGCCCCUCUGGAAGUCAAUGGUCUUUUACAGAACUACCUUGCUGAGUUUGAUCCUCUACAAGCUGAUAUGCCUACAGAUACUGUCCAUAUGGGUCGUUCUUUGGCUCUUGAGGCUGGAAGAGCCGCCUCAUCUGCACAACCUGUCAUUCAAUAUGCCCCUCAAGUCACUCAUACCAUCGUGGACAAUGCUUCCGAGUUUGUUGAUGCAUUCACCUCCAGAAGACAUUAUCGUGGCGAAAUGACCGGAUUGGCUCACUUUGGUGCUAUCAACAGAGGUGUCAAUAUGCAACACGGUGACAGUUCUCUUGUUCGCCGCGAGGUACUCAUGGAUCAAACACCUGUUGUCAACAAGAUCUUGACUGAUAUAUUGCAAGAAGUCAAGAACAACAAACCUGUAGCCAUCGGUUAUUUGCACCAUGCAUUGUAUCGUGCUGCUGGUCUGCUCAUCACUCUACCCAAGCUUGAUGCCGACAUCAUUCGCAACAUUGUCCGUAUUCCUGUGCAAAUUUUCAGUCCCGACAGUAUGCAUAUCGGUACAGCUGUGUGGGAUUGGAUUGUGGUUGAACGACCCGAUUUCGAAACCCUGUUGAUGGUCGAGAUGCUGUCGAUGUGGAAUUGGUGCCAGCGACACAGAAGAGGUCUCUUUUCUCCUGUACUCAAUUGCCAAAAUCCUUUUGUCAGCAGGAUGACCUACACACCUUCGGACAAGGCUAUUCGUCAAAAGAAUUGCAAGGUGGCCAAUUACUUAUUUGCUCCUCAUAUGACAUGGAUUUACUUCUUGUCUAGUCGCUUCCAUGCCAUCUCGCAUCGCAACAAGCAGCUUGUGAAUAUGUUCAUUCGACUCAUUCAGGAGUCUAUGCAAAACUUCCAUCUGUUGAGCACUCAUCCAUUGUCUCGCAUGGGUCGUUUCCAACUUUUGGUUUUGGCGGUGAGGAUGCUUCAAGGUAACCGUAUGGAGGCCCUUCAGGAAUACAAGUUCAGACAUCUCCUUUAUCAAACCGCCUUCAACUGGUUCACCAUGCCUGCAAGAUGGCAUUAUGGUUCUCGCAAGACCUCCGCUCUUGCAGAAUAUAAGGUUGUGCUCAACUUCUACAAUGCCAUCGCCAACGAUAAACCCAACUUGAACCGAAUGGUGACAAGUUCGUUGUUAAAGUCUUCCAACAACUCCAUUGGUUCUGGCCUCUACAGCUUUUUGUCAGGCAAGACCAAGGAUGAUGUCGUCAAACAUAAUGCUCAGUGCAAGAAAUUGCUCAUGCUCUUUUUGGAAAGUGAACUGAACAGAAUGUCUGUAUGGUCCAAUCCAUUGAAUACCCCUGGCCACGGCAAUUCGGGUAGCUUCAUCAACACCGUGGAGAAAUCGAUGCUUGUGGAUGAAUUGUGGAAGGACACUGUUCGUUUGGCUUGGGAGAUUGAUCCACGUCUUGCUGUCCAGAUGCCUGUCCGAUUCAAGAAUCCUGUGAUUGAAAGUGAACUCCGAAAUGUCAUUGCUAACAACACAUUGGAAGCAGUCGAUGAUGCUGAGGCCCUUGUCAUCUUACUCGGCGAUAAACUGGCCCCCAAUACGCGUCUUAACCUUAGACAUUUGCAAUACUGGAGUCCUGUAGCUCCCAUCACCGCCACUAGCUACUUCUCACCUGCGUAUAGCAAUCAUCCUUUGGUUCUUCAAUAUGCCAUGCGCGCUUUGGAAUAUUAUCCAGUCGACACUGUGUUCUUUUAUGUUCCUCAGGUUGUGCAAGCUCUUCGAUCCGAUGACUUGGGCUACAUUGAGAGAUAUAUCAUGGAAGCUGGAUCUGUAUCGCAACUGUUCGCGCAUCAGAUUAUUUGGAACAUGAAAGCCAACUUCUUUGUGGAUGCUGACAAGGAAUGUCUGAAACCCGACAGCCUCAAGCCGACCUUGGAAAGGAUCAUUCAUAAUUUGGUGGAGUCGUUCACUGGCGAGGACAAGGCUUUCUACCAGAGAGAGUUCAAAUUCUUUGGAGAAGUCACUGCCAUUUCUGGAUAUCUCAAGGAGUACAUCAAGUAUGGUCAGAACGAGAAGAAACCCAUGCAAAAGAAGCGCUUGGACGAAGAAAUGGCUAAGAUCAAGGUGGAUGUCGGUGUCUACUUGCCCAGUAACCCCGAAGGAAGAGUCAUUGAUAUCAACCGAACUUCCGGCCGUCCUCUCCAGUCGCACGCCAAGGCUCCUUUCAUGGCCACUUUCAAGCUUGAAAAGGACGUGGAGGAAGUUGGACCUAAGAAAACGCUGGUGGCGGACAACGGAUCACUUUCUAGUUCAGAAGACGAGGAUAAGCAGACGAUUCAGGUUUGGCAGGGUGCUAUCUUCAAGGUGGGAGAUGACUGUCGUCAAGAUGUUCUUGCUCUACAGUUGAUUGCUGUCUUCAAAAACAUCUUUACCAGCGUUGGUCUUGAUCUUUAUGUCUUCCCUUACCGGGUUGUUGCCACUGCUCCAGGUUGCGGUAUGAUCGAUGUCAUUCCUCGCUCCAUCUCUCGUGAUCAACUUGGAAGAGAGAAAGUGAAUAGCAUGUAUGACUACUUCGUGGCCAAAUACGGUGGCGAAGACUCUAUUGAAUUCCAGCAAGCUCGCAUUAACUUUGUCCAAAGUGUUGCUGCCUAUUCAGUGAUCUCGUACUUGCUCCAGAUCAAGGACAGACACAAUGGUAAUAUUAUGCUGGACGAAGAUGGCCAUAUUGUUCAUAUCGACUUUGGUUUCAUCUUCGAUAUUGCCCCCGGUGGCAUUACAUUCGAAAGUUCCCCUUUCAAACUCACUGCAGAAAUGGUUCAAGUUAUGGGAGGUGGCUCAGAGGUGCAACAGUUCAAGCAGUUCUCUGAACUUGUACUAAAGGCUUAUCUCGCAUCAAGACCUUAUGCUGACGAAAUCUGCCACUUGGUAUCGCUCAUGCUGCAAUCUGGUUUGCCAUGCUUCAGAGGCGAGACUAUCAAACGUCUUCGUUCACGCUUCCAGCUUGAAAAGACUGAGCGUGCUGCUGCCGACUUUAUGAGCUUGAGAAUCAAGGAUUCUUUCGAGAACCAGCGCACCGUACUUUAUGAUUAUUUCCAGAAACUCACCAAUGGUAUCCCAUACUAAAGGAAUCAAUCCAUGAGCUUGUUUGAAUGCUAUGUAAUAAAUUCCAAAGAGUAUUCCUAUUUUGUAAGGCCGUGUCA